CAAACCUCCAUGUAAAUUUUGACGCCGACCACAGCAAGCCCAUAGAACCAGUCUAUUGUCCCUUCAAUCGCUGGUCGAUCUAAUCCAGACCGUUUUUACGUCUUUCUGCAAAUUACAUCACAAUAACGAGCUAAAAUGUCGCUCGAAGAACACAACAAAAUCGAAAGUUUGAGGAAAGUUUUCAUUGGUGGAUUACCUGCUGCAACAAAAGAAACUGACCUCACAGAAUACUUCAGCCAAUUUGGUGAAGUACAUGAAUCUGCAGUUGUCCUUGACGAGGCAAAGAAGUCCAGAGGAUUUGGAUUUGUUACAUUCUGUCAUCUUGACGGCAUCCAUAAAUGUCUCGAUUUCCAGAAGGAGAGUGGAAAGAAGCACAGUCUCAAUGGAGAAGAUAUUGAUGUGCGAAGGUCAAUUCCAAAGGAGCUGCUUCAAGAGAUGAAGGAUGCCCAGUCGGGUGGAGAUGUGAAAAUCUACAUGAAGUUCAGUCAGUCGGUCGCCAAGGAGAUUGACGAAAACGCCAUUAUGGAAUUCUUUGAAAAAAUGCCAUUGCAUCAGGGAAAGCGGCCGAAGUCUGUCGAAUUCAUCCUCAACAAAGAAACCAAGGAGAAGACAGGCUCUGCGUUUGUCAAAUUCGAUGACGAUGAUGAUGUUGUCAAAGCUGCUACUGUAAAGGAAUUCGAUUGGAACGGGAGUAAAGCAACAUGUUGUAUCGCCAGACCUAAACGUAACAGGCGUUUUGGCGGCCCAAUGGGAGGCGGCUUUGGAGGUGGUUACGGAGGCGGACGGGGUGGCCCUCGAGGUGGACGUGGUCGAGGAAUGAGAGGUGGCGGCGGUGGCUAUGGACGUGGAGGUAACCGGAACUAUGGUGGUGGUUGGGACAGCUACGGAAAUGGCUAUGAUGAUGGUUACGGUGGUUACGGUGGAGGCUACGGCGGCUAUGGCGGUGGAUACGAUGACGGCUAUGGUUAUGGAGGCGGCUACAGUAAUGGAGGUGGAUAUGGCCGAUACGGUGGUGAGUAUGACAACAGUGGUGGAGGACCACGUCCGAGAUGGUCAGGUGGCGGUGGACGAUACCAGCCAUAUUGACUGGAUUGAGCAAUGAGCUGUAAAAAGAUUUCCCCGGAAAUUGACAUUGUUGUGACUUUUGACAUUGUGAACUAGUAGUGGAAAGAGCUGCUCUAUAAAGUUACUAUUCAUGGGAGGACGACAGAGCAGUGGACCGAGAUUCUUCCUGCAUACAUAUCGCAGAAUAUCAGCUGUAGCAGACAAAGUGAGAACCAGAUGGACUAAACUUUCUGUUUUCAAGAGAUGCAAUAAGGAUCCGAAUACAUAGCAGGGGAACUUAAACAUCUUGUUAAAAGUUACGAACAAAAGAUCUGGAUAUGUGAACAUGAUAUUUUCUGAUAUGUUCAAGGUUAGAAAAUAAUCAUACUUACAAAAUUUUCAUCUUCAUCGAUCAUUUUUAUCAUCAAAGGAUUUCUUACCAGACACUUCUUGCAUUUUGUACAUAUAUGAUAUUUUAUUUUAUAAGGAAUUGAAAUUGUCAUGUCUACAUGCGGCUGUUAAAAGAUCUUGGGUAUGCAGGAUGGGCAGUUUAACAUUCAUCAUGUAGAUUUUCAUGUCUUUUUUGGUUGAAAAUGUGAUGUAAUAAACAGAAAUAUUACACUUUAGUGUUGUACUGAUCAUAGUAGGUAUUUGAUACACCUUUGGAAACCAUGAAAUAAAUCUUGAUUUUAAUUAUGUGAAUA
Molecule: messenger RNA, 1748 nt
Organism: Lineus longissimus
Lineage: Eukaryota; Metazoa; Nemertea; Pilidiophora; Heteronemertea; Lineidae
Exons: 9
Coding region: 136-1086 (316 amino acids)
Biological process (GO): regulation of gene expression
Cellular component (GO): chromatin; nucleoplasm
Molecular function (GO): RNA binding
Source: RefSeq, a predicted model, not a curated record